Molecule: messenger RNA, 5253 nt
Organism: Malurus melanocephalus (red-backed fairy wren)
Lineage: Eukaryota; Metazoa; Chordata; Aves; Passeriformes; Maluridae
Gene: GALNT14
Product: polypeptide N-acetylgalactosaminyltransferase 14
Exons: 15
Coding region: 190-1848 (552 amino acids)
Cellular component (GO): Golgi apparatus
Source: RefSeq, a predicted model, not a curated record
UCCUCCUCCCUUCCCCUCCCCUCCCCUCUCCUCCCCUGCAGAGCAUGCACAGCCCGGGACUCGCGUCUCCGGCUCCGAGGCGGGCGGGCGAGACCCUCCUCCCCGCCGGCCCCGCUGUCCCCSGCGGCGCCCGCGGCUCCCCCGUACCGCCUGCCCGUGCCCCCGCCGGACUUUUGCGUCCUGCCGAGGAUGAGGCGGCCGACGCGGCGGCUGGCGCUGUCUCUGCUGGGGGUGCUCUGGCUCUUCGCCCUCCUYCUCUUCUUCUUCGGGGCGCGGAGGAAGUUGGAGCCGGCGGAGCCCGAGGGACACACGCCGGAGGAAUCGGACGCGGACUGGGACGACCUUUGGGAUCARUUUGAAGAGCGGAGGUACCUGAGUGCCCGGAGGUGGAAGGGCGGCGAGGAUCCCUACCGGCUCCAUGCCUUUAACCAGCGGGAGAGCGAGAGGAUCCCCAGUGACCGCGCUGUCCGCGACACCCGCCAUCACAGGUGCACAACUUUGCACUAUGACCAGGACCUCCCUCCCACCAGCGUGGUCAUCACCUUCCACAAUGAGGCCAGGUCCACCCUCCUGAGGACAAUUCGAAGCGUGCUGAACCGCACCCCAGUGCACCUCGUCCAUGAAAUCAUACUCGUGGAUGACUUCAGUGAUGAUCCUGAYGACUGCCGCUUGCUGGGCCAGCUCCCCAAGGUGAAGUGCUUGAGGAAUGGACGGCGAGAAGGUCUGAUCCGCUCCCGCAUCCGAGGGGCAGACGUGGCAAAAGCCAGCGUCCUGACCUUCCUGGACAGUCACUGCGAGGUGAAUAAGGACUGGCUGCUCCCUCUGCUGCAGAGGAUCAAAGAGGAUCCCACCCGUGUGGUCAGCCCCGUUAUCGAUAUCAUCAACCUGGACACUUUUGCCUACGUGGCAGCUUCCUCGGACCUCAGAGGAGGUUUUGACUGGAGUCUGCAUUUCAAAUGGGAGCAGCUUUCCCCGGAGCAGAAAGCCAAACGACUUGAUCCCACCGAACCCAUUAAGACACCCAUCAUCGCUGGGGGGCUCUUUGUGAUUGACAAGGCCUGGUUCAACCACCUGGGCAAGUACGACAGUGCCAUGGACAUCUGGGGUGGGGAGAACUUCGAAAUCUCUUUCCGUGUGUGGAUGUGCGGAGGGAGCCUGGAAAUCAUCCCCUGCAGCCGUGUUGGGCAUGUCUUUCGGAAGAAACAUCCGUACGUCUUUCCAGAGGGAAAUGCCAACACAUACAUUAAGAACACCAAGCGCACGGCCGAGGUGUGGAUGGAUGAGUUCAAGCAGUACUACUACGCCGCUCGCCCCGCAGCCCAGGGGAGGCCUUUUGGAAAUGUCCAGAGCAGAGUGGAGCURCGGAAGAAGUUGAAAUGCCACAGCUUCAAGUGGUACCUGGAGAAYGUUUAUCCCGAACUUCGGAUUCCUGAGGAAUCGCUGUAUCAGACUGGGAUAAUCAAGCAGAGACAAAACUGCCUGGAGUCACACAAGUCUGAAGACCAAGAGCUCCCCAUCCUGASCUUAAAUCCUUGUAACAGCACCAAGGGYKCAGUACCAAAGGCACAGGAAUGGACRUACACAUACAACCACCACAUCCACCAGCAGCAGCUGUGUUUGUCCGUGUACACCCUCUUCCCUGGCUCCCAGGUGCUGCUGUCACCUUGUAAGGAAGGUGACAACAAGCAGCGCUGGGGCAAAGUUGGGUCACACCUGGAGCACAUAGCUUCCCGCUUCUGUYUGGACACCGAGACCAUCGGGGACACGAACGAAAGCAUUAAAGAGCUCGUCAUCAACCCCUGUGAGAGCACAGCCAUGAGCCAGCGCUGGGACAUGGUGAUGUCGUGACUGCGGGAGGACGUGYGCGGCGGAGAUGGGCACCGAGACGUGGCUUUGACAGCCGGGAUGCCCCGGGUGGAGCUCAAAUCCAAACCAUUGGGGGUCCUGGGGUGCUGUGGGACAGGAGAAGAGUCAUUCCAAUAAAAAUGGGGCACGGCACUCCGUGUUGAUCACCAUGGCAUGGCGGAUGCUGACUGCCAGACGUGCAGUGUGUAUCGGCCUGGUGGUGGUCGAGGAGAAGGGAUGGCAGAACAAGAUGGAAAUGUUUUAGAGGGAUGCCCGGGCUCCUGCAGUGGGCUGCACAGAACUUCAGUGUGCACAGCAUUGAUUAAUCUCCCUGAAAAUGCAGGUAGAAGAGCCUUGAAUACCUAAAGGAGACUUGGGCUGAGCAAAACAAGCAUCUCAAUAGCUUUUGGGGAUUGAGGCGGGUGCACAAGGUGGGAUGUGCCAAGGGAUGCUAAGAAACAUUGGGGAAUGCACUGAGUUACCUCUUCUGCACUUUGCUGUGGAUGUUUCUGCCUUCUGUGGAAGGCAUGGUUGGAGCUGUGCUGCGCAUGGAAUCGGUACCUGAUCCACGCCCGUGCUGAGUGUGCAGAGGCUGCAGCCAGGAUGGAAACAGCGAGUGAUGGGGGAGUCCUGCUCUGUGCCAGCUGCACGUGGGGUUUGUUGAAUCUCCAAAGCCCGAGCAAACAGAGGAUUCAGUGUGUGAGAUUAAAGGAUAUAAACUCCUGUCAAGCUGGGAGGAACAGCAGUGACAUGAUUAUUUCUCCUCUCUGAAGGCCGUGGGUUACUCAAAACUCCACUAAAAUUUUGCUGUGUGUCUCUCACUGCUCUGCUUCAGAUCUGGACUAAAUCAAAUUUUCACUUUUCUUCCAUAAAAGUAAUAUUUUUGGUAAUUGAAGGUAAUUGUGUCAUAUUUUGUUUCCCAAUUUCCAGACUACAGGGAAAGGGACUCCCAUAAAAUGCUGCUAUUUAAGGAAUGUUUAAGGUUUAAUUUUUAGUUAGAGACUGUUCCAAGAAGGGAAAAGGGAUCUUACCUGGGCUUGCUUCUGUGUUACCYGGUAGCCCAAGAUGUGAAGUACUGAAGAAAAGGUUUGGGAUUUCCCAUUCACACCUGUGAGCAGGGAAGCCUGGGUCACAAAGGUACCUCUCUCUCAAAGUCACGUAGCAUAGGCAGACCUGGCAGAAAUGGUCUUUUCAGCUUUUGGAGAGAAGUUGUGUAGCAGAGGUCAGGUCAGGUCAUGUCACUGUGGGAGUGAGGUGACUACCCAAGGAGAACAGGACAGAUGAUCUCAGAAGGGAUCUUUGGAAUAGAGGACUGGAAGGUCCUUUCCAUCCUGUCUUUCAGGGCAGCUGCCUCUACAGCCACAGGGAACAGGCAGCGCAUCACCAAGAGCUGUGCACGCAGCUCUCSUGUAGGAAUGACUCUCAAAGACAACCUUCGCAGCACUGUCAACGUGACUUGAAAAAAACACAUAGUUUGUGUUCUCUAAAAAUGCUAGGAUUUAGUGGAAAUCCUAUCCUUUGUUUCCUGUGCUGCAAGCUGCAGGUAAAAUACCAUAAGCUUUAAGCCUUCAAGUGCUCUCAGCAUCCCUUCUUGAAUAAAUUGCKGGCUUUCAGGAUUUUACUGCCUCAGUUUCUCCUCCCUCAGCUCUGGGAGAAAGCCACAUGUGUAAAUCUCCCCGGCUUUAGAAGCAGAACCAGUGCAGCUCUUUAUGUACAAAAGGUCGCAGUGCAAAAUGCUUUUCAUGUGCUGCAGUGAUUACUAUCCUCAUCAAGCUGCCUCGGUGCCAGCCUCAAGGGCUUCUGUUAUGAAAGGGCUGGAGCAAGCUGUCACUUCAUGGUGGGAGGUGGCAUUGUUUCCAUGCCACCACUCUGCUGGAAACAAAGGGGAGCACUUAGAAUGGAAUAGACCCCUUCCACAAAGGAGGGCAGUGACCCCGGGCUUCUUUUUAAUUGAACAGGGAAAGUGCACCUCUACUUUUCACAAUGGUGAUGACAGGCAAGGGGUGGUAAUACCCUGUCUAGUGUUUAUGAGGGAAAGCAGUUCCCUGAGAGCUUAACACGUUCACACCUAUACUGUGCCCACAGCUGGGGCUGCCCAGCACCUGGAAAAUUCAAAUUGCUGAACAACUUGGCAUUGGUUUUGAAUUUCAGCACCUGAGCAGGACCUCAGGCCUACCUAGCUUUACUGUUUCCCACCAAAGCUGAAAAUCUCUGCUCUGCUGACAGCCAAAGUUCUGUAAACUGUUCUUUGCCUUAGCAGAAACAGCUACCUCUGUGCACACAUAUGUGUGCUUGAGCACAUGGACCCGUGGGACCUGCAGGGAUGURUUCUAGGAAGGAGUUGUUUGACCAGCUUUUCAUCUCUGUUGCCUUUUGGGAARCACAAAUGCUGCAGCAAACCCCUCCUAUUCCAAAACAUGUACAAGUGAGCGUGGCUGGGGGCAGUGCAAGGCAAGCAGUGGAGAGGGAGAUAUCAGGUGUGAUGUCCCCUACUUAGUCUCAGCUAAGUUCAGCUAAGUSUCUUGCAGGCCCAAAAGCCACCUCACAGACCUGGGGAGCAGCAGCACUUGUCAGACUGUUGAUUUUGUCUSACACAGCCAUCCGCUGUAACCCUUAGGCUACAGCUUAUUUCAUGGUCUGGGAAAUGAGAUUAUCCCUACGGAUCAGCAAUGUUUUCGGAGAAGCCUGAGAAUAUCAGCCUGACUCCUGGGGAGCUUUAUAUAAAGCUGGCAAUGGUCUGGCAGUCUCCAGAGUUAGCCCCAAUAUGGCAUUUAGCAAAUCUGCUUAACACCCCUGCAGAGAGAGCUCGCAUCGUGUCAGGGAAAAGGUUAACUGCUGCUGAAAUCCAGCUCGUACCUUCAGGUUUGUUUCAUUUAUUAAAAUAACACUGAGAACAGAUGAACCUUUUUUGCUUUGUGUUUUUUCAAUGCCUGGACGAAUUAUUAUCAUGCUGURAACAGGUACAAUGUGACUGAUUGGUAUCUGGAUGGGCUCCCAUGCCAAUGCUUCUUAAGCCCCAACGUCAUUUGGGAGUAAUGCUUUUUGGUAACAUUUUGCACUGACUUGAAAGAACGUAAGAUAAAGUAGAAAAUAUUAUUCUAAUCCUGGCUGUUGGGCUUUGUGACAGCCUUUAUGAUCUCCAGGUAAGUCACUUCUUGUGCCUUGGGAAAAUURGAUUCAGAGCAGGAAACUCAAGGCUGGAAUUUCUGCUGGCUUUUAAAGAGACAACUAAGGCUAUCAAAAAACUGCACCCUAAAACCCAAAAAACACCAGCAAAAUCAAAAAAGCAUUUCCCCUCYCUCAUCAUAUUCCAGUGAGAGGAAAUCCAUCUGGUUUUAGUUGGACUGGAGAAGUCUCACAGUCCCUCUGUUGYUGUUUAUGUGAUUUCCAGGUGUUUUGUGCUCAUCU